AUGUUUUCGUCCUGGGGAGCAGCGAAGGCCCCACCAUCUACAUCGGCCGCUAGAAUACCGGCCCCACCCCCACCAACCCGCCAGAGCCGCAUCCGCGAGCUCUGGGCGGGCUUCGAGCAAUGGCACGCCCAGGCUAAGGGCGCGGCCGACGCGAAGCGUGUCGAGGCGUACAAGACCCUCGACAAGAGCCACAAAUCCAACAAAAAGAAUAAGGCCAGCAAGGCCGAGCACGAGAAGGCGAAGGAGCAGAAGGCGCGGGAGAUCGAGACCGAGCUCGUCCACAGCGCGCGCGACGAGUGGAUGCGGCGGCUGAGCGAGAACAACCUGCGCGCGGAGGACUGGGACGACAUGUCCGUCGCGGAGACGCGGGCGGUCGAGAAGCUCCUCGGCGACCGCUACGAGGAUACGACGCCGCUGGCUGCGCCGGCACCGGCGGCAGCGGGUAGCCCUCGUGGCGGUUUUGUCCUCGUAGAUCCGAAGGCGCUGUCUGAUGACGAAGGGGACGAGGCGAAGAAGGUGCGUAGUCUACGGCGUCGCCAGCGCACACAUCCCUAA
Molecule: messenger RNA, 555 nt
Organism: Schizophyllum commune H4-8
Lineage: Eukaryota; Fungi; Basidiomycota; Agaricomycetes; Agaricales; Schizophyllaceae
Exons: 1
Coding region: 1-555 (184 amino acids)
Source: RefSeq, a predicted model, not a curated record